UUAUUCUGUUUCUGUGAAUAGUAAACAACGGCCGGGAAAACAAAAAUAUAAAAAGACAAAAUGUGUGAAGGAAAGUUUACCAAGAACACCGAUGAAACCGGAAAGGUGUUCAUUGUCACGGGAUGCAACACAGGAAUCGGCAAGGAGACGGUCCUAGAAAUAGCAAAGCGCGGCGGAACCGUCUACAUGGCAUGCAGGGAUAUGAACCGGUGUAAUGAGGCCCGCGAUGAGAUCAUCAAGGAGACCAACAACCAGAAGAUAUACUCCCGUGAAUUGGACUUGAGUUCCUUCGAUUCCAUUCGCAACUUCGCAGCUGGUUUCAAGCGCGAGCAGGAUAAACUCCAUGUCCUUAUUAAUAAUGCUGGAGUGUCGUUCUGCCCGAGAUCUCUGACCAAGGAUGGCAUCGAAUUGCAGUUUGGUGUUAAUCACGUGGGCCACUUCCUGCUCACCCAUUUGCUGCUGGACGUGUUAAAGAAAACUGCUCCGAGUCGUAUUGUCGUCGUUUCCAGCGCAUUGCACGCCAAAGGAUCCAUUAAUGUUAAUGAUUUGAACAGCAAGAAGUCGUACAGUAAAACCGGGGCCUAUCACCAGAGCAAAUUGGCGAACAUUCUGUUCACUCGGGAAUUGGCUAAGCGCUUGGAGGGAACUGGAGUCACAGUAAACUCCUUGCACCCCGGUGUUGUGGACACUGAGAUAUGGAGAAAUUUGAAUGGCUUUACAAAGGCUAUGACCAGUCCUCUCCGUUGGGCGUUUUUCAAGACAGCAAAGUCUGGAGCGCAGACUUCCUUGUAUGCCGCCCUGGAUCCUGACUUGAAGAACGCGUCUGGUCUCUACUUCAGUGACUGCAAGGCCAAGAAGGUGUCUAAAGCUGCCAAGGAUGACAAAAUGGCCAAGUUCGUGUGGGCUGAGAGCGAGAAGUGGACUGGCGUGGGCGCAUCUUAGGUGGAUUAAUUAAUAGUACCGCCAUAUCAUUAAUUAGUUUUAAUUCGUAUAAUAUUUAAACUGUUAACAAUGUAAAUCAACAUUUUCUCUUCAAACUAAUUAAUGAGAAUUCGUAUUUCCCU
Molecule: messenger RNA, 1064 nt
Organism: Drosophila kikkawai
Lineage: Eukaryota; Metazoa; Arthropoda; Insecta; Diptera; Drosophilidae
Product: retinol dehydrogenase 12-like
Source: RefSeq, a predicted model, not a curated record